AUGGAGCUCACAGAGCAUCUCCCUUUAGAGCUUAAGAAUUACACAAUAGCAAACGUCAGUCGUGACGUAUAUCUGAUCAUCGAACAGCCAAAUAUAAGCACUUGUUUGUUGUUUCUUAACUCAUUUAAAAGCAAGAAACUAAAACCAAUCGUAUAUCACUUUCCAUUUGCCACCGUCACCAUGGCGCAUAUCCUAGUCUUUCCAUUCCCAAGUUCCGGCCACAUUAUCCCCCUCCUUGAUCUAACCCAAAGCCUCCUCAGCCGCGGCUUGAUAAUCACCGUCGCUAUCACCACCAACAACCUCCCUUUGCUCAAUCCUCUCCUUUCCUCUACACAACAACUCCAACACUUACUACUUCCUUCCCCAUCUAUCAACCCUUCUGCUACUGCUCCUUCUAAAAACCGUCUCUUUUCCAUCUUGCGCUUCAUGCGUGAAACUCACUAUCCUAUCCUCCUGAACUGGUUCCAAUCUCACACUUCUCCUCCAGUUGCUAUUAUAUCUGAUUUCUUUCUCGGCUGGACCUACCACCUCGCUUCUCAACUCGGCUUGCCACGUAUCGUUUUCUCUCCUUCAGGGGCUUUUGCUUUCUCUGUUGGCGCCUCUACCUGGUCCGACCAGCCACAGAACGACAACCCUGAAAAUCACGAUUUUGUUGUGUCGUUUCCUAAUAUUCCCAAUUCCCCAUCUUACCCCUGGUGGCAAAUCUCUCACUUAUACAGGAUGCCUAAGGAUUCAGAUUGGGAGUUUUAUAGAGAUUCCAAUUUGGCUAACAUGGCGAGCUGGGGUGUCAUUUUCAACUCGUUCACUGAGUUAGAAAGAGUUUACAUUGAUCACAUGAAAAAUGAAUUUGGAAAUGUCCGCGUGUGGGCUGUUGGUCCAGCUCUGCCAUCCGAUGAUGAUUUAAUGGGACCCGCUGCUAAUCGUGGCGGGACCAGCUCCGUGCCAUGUCAUGAUGUGCUGACAUGGCUUGACUCUCAUCAUAAAGAUCACUCAGUCGUCUAUGUUGCUUUCGGAAGCCGUGCUAUGCUGACGUGUGAGCAAAUGAAUGAGCUGGCUGCUGGAUUAGAGAAAAGCGGAGUGGAUUUUAUACUGUGUGUAAGGCAACAAGGUGACUACGGUAUUCUGCCUGAUGGAUUCGAAGAUCGUGUGGCUGGGAGAGGUUUUAUUAUUAAAGGAUGGGCUCCGCAGAUGGCUAUCCUAAGGCACCGCGCAAUCGGCGCGUUUUUGACGCACUGCGGGUGGAACUCGGUGCUUGAAGGUAUAUCAGCAGGAGUAGUGAUGCUGACGUGGCCAAUGGGCGCUGACCAAUUUACAAAUGCACAGUUAUUAGUUGGUGAGUUGGAAGUAGGGAUGCGAGUUGGCGAAGCAACUCAAAAGAUACCCGAGUCAGGUGAGCUGGCAAGGAUAUUGAGCGAGUCGGUUGAGGAAAAUCGUCGGGAGAGAGUGAGAGCCAAGAAGCUGAAAGAGGCAGCGAGGAGUGCUGUGAAAGGAGGGAGCUCAGAAGCAGAUUUGGAUAGGCUAAUUAAGAGGUUGAACGAGCUUAAACUUGAAAAUGGCGGUGGGCUUAUGAUCAGCUCAAAUGGAGUGAAGAUAGAGAAAUAUGACACACAUAUAUCAUAAUUAAAAGCUUUAUAUACAUAUAACAGGGAUUGGUGUCAUGAUGCGUUGUAGCAGACUGGAGCAUAUGGAUUCUUAUUCAACUUUAUAUAUAUAUUGAAGAUCACACGCAUAUAUCUAUAUAUAUAUAGUUACCGGAGAAUUUGUUCGUCUCCCACCCAUUAAAGUUGAGAGGAGGAAGAAGAAACAGAAAGGAUGUCACAGAAGUCUUUGCAUCUGUAGGAUGGAAUUUCAUUAAACUGAUCUUAAAUGAAAGUAAAGUUUCUGAAUUUCUUUUUAAGAAUUCGUAUAUUCUUUUCUAUUUGUUGUGAACUAUAUUUAGAAAGUUUAGAAACCCAUAAUCCCUAAAUUAUUGUGCAUUUAAUGUUCAUAAUUGUUAUUAUUUUGACAAAACGAAAUGUCAAUAUUUCUUAAUAAAGUGCUCUUUCUUUUU
Molecule: messenger RNA, 2050 nt
Organism: Ricinus communis (castor bean)
Lineage: Eukaryota; Viridiplantae; Streptophyta; Magnoliopsida; Malpighiales; Euphorbiaceae
Product: UDP-glycosyltransferase 89B2
Exons: 2
Coding region: 1-1620 (539 amino acids)
Molecular function (GO): UDP-glycosyltransferase activity
Source: RefSeq, a predicted model, not a curated record